Messenger RNA from Arabidopsis thaliana (thale cress), 1765 nucleotides. Its product is annotated as GTP-binding protein Era-like protein. Bases 58 to 1341 code for a protein of 427 amino acids. The record is from RefSeq and is marked reviewed. NCBI's taxonomy places the organism in Eukaryota, Viridiplantae, Streptophyta, Magnoliopsida, Brassicales, Brassicaceae. Gene Ontology annotation, cellular component: chloroplast nucleoid. The transcript is spliced from 9 exons. Gene Ontology annotation, molecular function: GTP binding; RNA binding.
ACCUGUGAGGAAAAACCAACCAGUGAGAGCUAUCAAUUUGAAAAACCAAGUCCAACAAUGGCGGUCUCUCCGCAUAUUUCGCCUACUCUUUCCCGCUACAAAUUCUUCUCUACUUCCGUUGUUGAAAACCCUAAUUUCUCUCCGUAUCGUAUCUAUAGUCGGCGGAGAGUUACCAAAUCACAUCUCCAGGCGCACAACAGUACCACUAGCUAUGGCCGGACGGAACUCUCCUCCUCGAAGAAGCUAUGGAUUAGGCAACGAAGCUUCAGCGAAAUGGAGGUUGAGCAAGCACAAUUAGAAGAUGAUGAAGAACAAGUGGAGAUCGAUAUCGUCGACGAAGCCAGUCUUCUCUCCCUGAGCAUGAAACCGGACAGAAACAUGGCGUUGCUCGACGAUUAUGAGAUGGAGGAGCUUGGACACACGCCUAAUACUCAUCAUCGGAGCGGAUAUGUGGCGGUGGUGGGGAUGCCCAACGUCGGGAAAAGCACGCUUUCGAAUCAAAUGAUUGGUCAGAAAAUAUCGAUUGUUACAGAUAAACCUCAAACGACGAGGCAUCGGAUUCUUGGUAUUUGUUCUAGCCCUGAAUAUCAGAUGAUACUUUAUGAUACGCCUGGUGUAAUUGAGAAGAAGAUGCACAGGUUAGAUACAAUGAUGAUGAAGAAUGUCAGAGAUGCUGCCAUCAAUGCGGACUGCGUAGUAAUUCUUGUUGAUGCUUGUAAAACGCCUACUAAUAUAGAAGAAGUUUUGAAAGAGGGUUUGGGAGACCUUGAGAAAAAGCCACCCAUGUUGCUUGUUAUGAAUAAGAAAGAUCUGAUCAAACCUGGUGAGAUUGCCAAGAAACUGGAGUGGUAUGAAAAAUUUACGGAUGUUGAUGAAGUUAUACCUGUAAGUGCAAAGUAUGGACAUGGAAUAGAGGAUGUCAAAGAGUGGAUAUUAUCCAAACUUCCCUUCGGGCCACCUUAUUAUCCAAAGGAUAUUGUGAGCGAGCAUCCAGAGAGAUUUUUUGUUUCUGAGAUUGUUAGAGAGAAAAUAUUUAUGCAGUACCGAAAUGAAGUUCCUUAUGCAUGUCAGGUGAACGUGCUGAGCUACAAAACUAGACCAGCUGCAAAAGAUUUUAUUCAAGUGGAAGUAGUAGUGGAUAAAAAUUCUCAGAAGAUCAUCCUUAUAGGAAAAGAAGGAAAGGCUCUGAAAACACUAGCAACGGCUGCUCGGCUCGACAUUGAAGAUUUCCUUCAGAAGAAAGUCUUCCUCGAGGUGGAAGUGAAAGUGAAAGAGAACUGGAGACAAGACGAGGGGCUUCUCAAGUACUACGGCUAUGGAGGACAGAUCCGAGCUAUGUAGUAUGUGGGCUUCAAAUGGGCCUUGAAGAAGAUGAGAAAGUGCAAAUGACUCGGCGGCUCAGGUUAGCUUUUUCCCUUCUUUUUUUUUGUAUUUAGCCGAUGCCACUCAGUCUAGCUUUUGUUUUUAAUCUCAAUCAGUUGAUUCCUUUGGAAAUUUGAACUCUUUCUUCUUUUGUUUUGUCCUUAAGAGUUUGUUCAACCAACCCCACUGAAUAUCUCAUUCCAUGAUCACAGGUAGUAGACUUAUAAUUAAACAAUUGCAUUUAAAUUUGCUUUAAAAGAAAUGAAAAAGGUGAAGCGUAAUUUAUGGCGGGGGAUAAGUAGAGUGAAUUGCUGUGUGUGUUUGGUUGGGUCGAGUGGAGUCGGUGGAAGUUAAGAUCCACUUAUUGCGCCUAUGCUUCUUCUGUUGAUAGAAAAAAAGUGUC